AUGCUCUCCUCACGCGCCCAUCAUAUGGACAUCCCCAAUUCCGGCCCUGGGGUCGAGCAUCACUGGGGCUACUAUAACCGCCAACUCCCAUGCACCGCCGACAAGGGCAAAUGCGACUAUCUCGACACGGUGUAUCACUCGCACGAUCUGUCCAUUCUCUACAGUGCCAUUCUCUGGGGCGUAAUUCUCGGGGUUUUGGUACUCUGCGUUUUGAGACGGCUCAUCCCCGUUCGUCGCACAUCGCAUCCUUGCCCUCCAGAUGCAGCGACGGAAAAGAGUCAGCCUCAGAGCUUCAUCUAUCGCUGUCAACAGUCCCUCAAAUCAGUCUACCACCGUCAUCUUCUUCGAGGAUGGCUCCCCGGCAUAUUCGGCCACACAACCGGCUUCAACAUCCUCGUCCUGCUCAUUCUAACCGGCUACCUCACCGUCUUCUCAUUUGUCGGCAUCGUCUACAAAACCUGGUACAGCCCCGUCAAAGGCUAUCCCAACCUGCAGCAGACCCGCGUCGGACUCGGGCCCUGGGCCGACCGGCUCGGAGUGCUGGCCUACGCCCUCACUCCGCUGGCCGUCCUCCUAUCCACCCGCGAGUCGCUGCUCUCGCUGCUGACCGGCAUCCCCCACCACCACUUCCUCUUCCUCCACCGCUGGCUCGGAUAUAUUAUUUACGCUCAGUCCGCCCUGCACACCAUCGGCUGGACCGUCAUCGAGGGCAAGCUCUACCAGCCGCAGCCCUCGACGUGGAACCAGUUCAUCGCACAAGAGUACAUGAUCUGGGGCGUCGUCGCCAUGAUUCUGCUUUCUUUCCUGGUUUUCUGCUCCGCGAAAUGGUGCAUCCGAUUGACGGGGUACGAAUUCUUCCGCAAAUCGCACUACGUCGUGGCGAUGGUCUACGUCGGCGCCUGCUGGGGCCACUGGGCGAUGCUGUCCUGCUGGAUGAUCGCCUCGUUGACAGUCUGGCUGUUGGAUAGAGGUAUGCGUCUCCUGCGGACGGCCCUGCUGCACGCCACCGCCUCUGGCAAUCUGCGCAUGCACAUCCCCUCAGCGCAGAUAACCUCCUUCCCCAACGACACAGACAGCGACGUCAUCAGACUAGACUUCACCCUCUCGCAUCACCCCUGGUCCGUCGGGCAGCACUUCUACCUCUGCUUCCCAGCCCUGAGUAUCUGGCAAUCCCACCCCAUGACGCCCUCCAGCGUGCCUACAGAAAGCCGCGAGCAAACACACACCUACAUCAUCCGCGCGAAAACCGGCCUCACGCGCCAACUCGGUCUACUGGCCCGCGGCAACCAGUCCUCAACCUCGAUUGUGCUGGCCGGACCAUACGGCCAGUCCAUCCUCAGCACUGAACUCCUGCAAGAGGACAUCAACAUCCUCUGCGUCGCCGGCGGCACAGGCGUGACUUUCGUCCUCCCCGCCCUGCUCCAGCUCUCUCGCCAGACAGGCUUCGCGUCUCGAAGUGGACUGAUCGAAUUCAUCUGGGUCAUCCGCCGCAAGGCAGAUACGGAGUGGCUGAAAGCCGAGCUAGACGAGUUGCGAGCUGCCGCGGAGGUGUGCGCCAAUUUCCGGAUUAGGGUGUUUGUCACGCGUGAGGGCGCAGCUGACGCCGACACCCAAGUCCAAGACCUUGAGAAGAAGGUGCUCGUCAGCAAUGCCAUCCAGCGGACUGAGUCUACUACCUCCCGGGACGGGGAGGCGCCGUUUAGUGUGCAGUUCAUGGGCUCCAACUCCGGUGACGCCGGCUUUGCCGGGACGGAUCGACAUCCCGAUGUUGCCUCGCAUGUUACUGAUUUCGUGGCGAGGACGGUACACGGCCCGACGCGCGUGGUUGCUAGUGGUCCGACCGGGCUAAUAACCGAUCUGCGGAGGGCGAUUGCGUCGUGCAAUGAGCCUGGCCGGGUGUGGAGGGGUGAGGAGCGGUAUGAUGUGCAGCUGGUGCAUGAUGAUCGGUUGGAGUGGUAG
Molecule: messenger RNA, 1959 nt
Organism: Aspergillus lentulus
Lineage: Eukaryota; Fungi; Ascomycota; Eurotiomycetes; Eurotiales; Aspergillaceae
Product: ferric reductase family protein
Biological process (GO): iron ion transport; intracellular iron ion homeostasis; copper ion import
Cellular component (GO): plasma membrane
Molecular function (GO): ferric-chelate reductase activity
Source: RefSeq, a predicted model, not a curated record